Molecule: messenger RNA, 1074 nt
Organism: Fibroporia radiculosa
Lineage: Eukaryota; Fungi; Basidiomycota; Agaricomycetes; Polyporales; Fibroporiaceae
Exons: 5
Coding region: 1-1074 (357 amino acids)
Biological process (GO): protein import into mitochondrial matrix
Cellular component (GO): mitochondrial outer membrane; mitochondrial outer membrane translocase complex
Molecular function (GO): transmembrane protein transporter activity
Source: RefSeq, a predicted model, not a curated record
AUGGCCUCCUCUCCGUCGUUGACAGAGAUUGACGUACCUUCGUCGUCUCCCUCACUACUGCCUCCUCCAUCGGGUUCUCCACUGGCCAACCUCUACAAUCGCCUCGCGUCAUGGCGGCGUUCGCUUGAGCUCCCCAACCCAGGCACAGCGGAGAAUCUCCAGAAAGAGGUUAAAACCACGCUCUUGACUAACUUCUUCUUUGAUGGAGCGAGAGCAGAUUUAUCCAAAAGCUUGUCGGUCAAUCCCAUCUUUCAGGUGACGCAUUCGUUUGCGUUGGGCUCCCAGACCACUCCCCCGUCAUAUAAUUUUGGUGCAGUAUUCGCCAGCAACAGUAUCUUUCUACAAGGUUCCGUUGACCAUGACGGCAACGUCAAUGGGCGCCUUAAUCAGGGAUGGUCAGCGAACAAUGUAACCAAAGCGCAGGGCCAGGCCAGUUUUACCGUCGUUACUGUGUUGUCGUCGCAAGCAGGACACAGUAUGCUUCAAGUGGAACACGAUUACAUGGGUCAGGAUUACUCGGUCAACAUCAAGGCUGUGAAUCCAUCUCCAAUAGACUUUACCGGUAUCUACAUGGGAAGUUACUUUCAAUCUAUCACCAAAAACCUUGCGCUAGGUGUGGAGAUCCUUCACCAACGACCAACUCCGGAAAUGACGGAGAGUACUGCUUCGUACUUGGCGAAGUAUACCGGCUCAGACAAAAACUGGAUCGCGACCGCACAAGUUCAACCAGCAGGUAUUCUGCAGGCCACGUACUGGCAGAAGCUCAGUGAUAAAGUUGAAGUGGCCGCGGAUCUGCAGCUAAUCGCAGCACCUACGCGGAGAGACGCGAUUGCCUCACUGGGUGCAAAAUACGACCUUCGUAUGUCUACGUUCCGGGCGCAGCUAGACUCUACCGGCAAGGUUUCAGCAUUGCUUGAGCAACGUUUUGCCCCGGCAUUCGCAUUCUUGGUGUCCGGUGAGAUAGAUCACUUCAAGAACGGAGCGAAAGUCGGUGUAGGUGUGAUGAUCGAGAGUCCGAGCAUGACACCAGAGGAAAUGGGUAUGAUGCAAAUGCAGACACCAUCCCAGCCAUGA